AUGCUAAUGGCAACGGAGGGUAUUGAAAGUGAGGGAAAUGGACGCUUCGUUUUUAGCGUGAACAGAAGCGACGUUGUCAUCAGGCCCGCGGAUAAGGGUGGAGCUUUUGUAGUCUGGGAGAAAGAGCUUUAUUUAAAUGAGGCUCACCGACAGCUAUCAGACGGUAGAUUUUACCAACGCAUACCGUCCAUACCCGAAGACGCCACAAAAAGCAAUCAGGAAACUGUUAAAGCAUUUAUCGCCCAGGCCAUUGCCAAACAGGAACUCCCACAAUCAGCAACCAACCUGAUUGUGCAACAUCCGCGAAAGUCGAAAUUGUAUUUGCUUCCAAAAAUACAUAAACCAGGCAAUCCUGGUCGACCGAUCGUCUCAGCAUGUCAAUGUCUCACCGAGCUUCUCGCGUCGUACUUGGACAAGGUUACAGCACCUUUUGUAAGAGGACUGGAUAGCUACGUGAAGGACUUUGGCCACAUGUUGACCAUAUUGAACUCGUUACGCUUUCGGGGUGAACAUCGUUUCAUUUUCACAAUGGACAUCAAAUCUCUGUAUACAGUCAUUCCAAUUGACGAGGGACUCCGCGCCCUUAAACACGAGGUCAUGGAUCCCCCAACACACACACUACUCCGUAUGGCUGAACUAGCGUUGACGCUUAACUCCUUCGUUUUCAACGGUGAACACUACAAACAAAUCGGCGGUGUCGCAAUGGGCAGUAAGCUCGGCCCGAAUUACGCCUGUUUGUUUGUCGGCUAUGUCAUGGUUAAUGGAGGGAGACUAUGGCUAUGUCGAGGAACACAUGUUGCACGAUUAUACCGGAAUAAAACCAGACCUGUACAAAAGAUACAUGGACGAUGUGGCUGGAGCGGUUUCAUGCACGGAAGAUGA
This is a messenger RNA of Orbicella faveolata, 882 nucleotides long. RefSeq lists its product as uncharacterized. The record is from RefSeq and is a predicted model, not a curated record. Lineage: Eukaryota; Metazoa; Cnidaria; Anthozoa; Scleractinia; Merulinidae.